Passer domesticus (house sparrow) is the source of this 1438-nucleotide messenger RNA. RefSeq names its product chromosome 1 C9orf152 homolog (gene C1H9orf152). The record is from RefSeq and is a predicted model, not a curated record. Bases 520 to 1320 code for a protein of 266 amino acids. NCBI's taxonomy places the organism in Eukaryota, Metazoa, Chordata, Aves, Passeriformes, Passeridae. The transcript has 4 exons.
CCGUGCACAAAGGGAAUGUAACCAUUUCAACUACGCAGAUGUAACUGUUGUAGCACUACUGGUUUUUAUAGCGAGGAUUUAACAUCCUGCCUGGUGAAGAGAAGGUUGUGUGGAGACCUCAUGUCAACCUUCCAGUAUCUGAAGGGAGCCUACAGGGAAGCUGGAGAGGGACCCUUCAUCAGGAUUUGCAGUGACAGGACAAGGAGUAAUGGACAGCCAGGACACAGCUUGGACCUAACAGGCCAAUUAAUAUAAACAACCAUCACCAGAACCCAACUGAGAACACGCUCUCAGUAAAGAAUCGCCAUAACACAUUCCACAUGUGCAAAAACAACAGGAGCAGAGAAUAGAGGAGCUCGGGGCACUCGGCAUGAAAAGAACCUGAGUGACAUCCACAGCUCCAGUGCAGACCGGGCAGCUCCUGACACAAGGCACCGUGCUUGGAAGAAAGUCACUCCUUCAUUUAGGAAGAUUUCAGAUGCUUCACGCUUGAUUUGCUUUUUUUUUUUAGCCAGCACAAUGAAGGAAAUGUCCUGCUUCUGCUUGGCUUUUUCUUCCUUGUUGGAACAGAUGGUGAAGGCUUACAAAUACGUGACUGGUAUUUUUUCAGUGACUCAUAGCUCAGAGCCACAGGUUUCAGAAGGUGAUAAGAAGCUCACCAGGAUGGAUGUAAGCAUACUUGAGGAGCAGUAUGACCAUAUAAAGCAGAAGCAAAAACUGCAACCACAUAUUAUUGUAUAUAAAACAGGUGGACAUGAAUCUGUUCUGCCAGAAUCAAUGAUCAACCCUGUUCUAAUUAAUAAGAAAGUUAAAAGGUCGAAGUCAUGUAGAGGAGACGUCCCAGCCAGAAAGGUCACACUGGAGACAACCAACGGUGGCGACUCAGAAGAGGAUUUGCUGUGGCGCGUCCACCUGGGAAGGCACCGCCUGGGGCAGGCCCUGGGACAAGGAGAUUCCUGGGAUCAUUCCCACUGCAACAGCACACCGUGGGGUUUUGACAACCAGAGACUGAUUUCAAAGGGAAAUGGCACACCGCAGACCAAGGAACAUGAAGGAGCAAGUGAACUGUCUGAGCUCAGGCAGCUGGGAAGCUCAAGCGUGUUGAACAGUCUCAGCAAAGAGAAUGGUUCCAACAUUUCCAGCUCCUGCCAAAAAUCACCACUGAAAUCACCCACUGCAGCACUUUGGGCACACCAGCAGAUUUCUGCUACAAAAUGCAUGCCAGCCUGCAACAAACUGAACUUUUACCCUUUCCCAAAUAGGAAAGGGCCCAGAAUUUCUGAAGCUGCAAGGAGGCUUGGGUUGUAUGUCUCACAAUGAGGACAUUCAGCAAUACCUAAAACUUAGUCAACAACUUGACUAAAACUUAAAAUAGUAAAGUAGUCCUUCUAGUUACACAGAUCAAACUGAGAGUUUAAUACUAUCAUUAGCCACAGAA